Molecule: messenger RNA, 2901 nt
Organism: Tremella mesenterica DSM 1558
Lineage: Eukaryota; Fungi; Basidiomycota; Tremellomycetes; Tremellales; Tremellaceae
Exons: 9
Molecular function (GO): phosphatidylinositol binding
Source: RefSeq, a predicted model, not a curated record
CCUCCUCCAUCUUCUAUAGGCGCACAGUCUUCUGCCUCACAUCUACUCCCCUAUCAUUCCUCUCUCCCCGUGACUGACCAGUUCCUUCCGCCACUCACUCUCACUCCUCUCCGCGCACACUAUCUCAAGAAAACCCUGGUCAAUCUGCAAAUAAAUCAUGAGCUGGAUCUUCUCACGGAUCCCGUGCUGGGUGCUAAUGCUUUGGGACUACUGGGAGAUCCAUUCGUCUUACCCGAAGCUGUCAAACAGAUGGCCAAGGCGAGAUUACCUAGUGCAGCGGAUUCUGAUAGUGUGGGAGAUUUACCUCUCAUGCGAUUCCUCUUUCAUCAAUUCCUCCUUCCCUUUCCGUUCCUUGCCACUGCUCCUCCCACAUUUUGGUCGGCAAAAGUACAACCGUUUCUAUCCUCAUUCCUGGCUUCCACGGCGGCCGAGAGUAUGAUGACCAAAGAGGAAAAGAAGGAGGAAGCGGACAAGGUGAAACUAUGGGCAAAAGUGGAGAAACAUCUCGCUUUAAUGAUUGGAGUUGGUAUCAAACUUGUUGGAGGAGAAGAGGUGGUGAGGAUCGGUCAAGCGGAAUUGAGAAGAUUAGAAGCUCAACAACAAGCCAGGAGAAGGAGAUGGAUAGAAAGACAACUGGAUGUUGGUUUUGAUGUCAAUGUGAUUGGCGUAAGAAUGGUCACGGAGAAGGGUAGAGUACGAAAUCGUCAUCACGAAGAAUUCCUUAUACGCACGCGCCGAAAUGGUUUUCAAGAUGUGUUUGUCUCGAGAAGAUAUGGUGACUUCAAACGUCUAGCCGACGAGCUCCGCAUAGCUUUUCCAGAUUAUCAACUACCUCCUCCACCGCCGAAAGAUAAGACAGUCACUGUCACUUCUCCCACUGCCAGCCCAUCGUAUAACCCACUUCGAUCCUGGUACACUUCUUCACCUAAUCCUGCCAAUCCUCCCUCUGGUCGUGCAUCUCCUACUAUCGCCGAUACAGCUUCGGUCAAUUCAACUGCCUCGCCCACUCCUCUAUCCAGGGAGAAGAAUCGGUUAACUCUUCGAGCAUAUCUGCAAGGUAUCAUCAGUCUUCCGCUGAUCAUCGACUCGCCUAUUCUGCGAUCCUUCCUUCUGUCAGGUCCUACCACCCUCACUCCGAGUGAAGCUCUCGAUUCUCAAAGGAGAUUGGAGGCAGAUGCAGUGCGCGAAGAGGGACGGAGAAGAUUCCGUUUGGAGGCAGAGAAACGUAUCGAAGCCCUGAGAGAAGGUUUGGCGCUGUUUAAAGGCGACGUUUUAGCAAAAGAGGGAGGUUUGAAAAAAGUUUUCGAUAUUGUCAGAAGGGUGGAAAAGGUGGAAGAUCUGCCCAAAGCUGAGGCAAGCGUGUUAGAAUGGGGUCGGAUCUCUCUGGCAGCUACCAUAUUCAACAUCUUUGUGGCAUCUGAUACUGCAUCAGACACACUGGCGUCGUUGAAAAGGCUACAUGGACUGAUGCCUUAUUUUGUCCUAAAGGGUAUCUUGAGAAUAUCAAAUCCCAUGGCUAUGAUUCGAGGCAUCCUCGAUCUCUUUCUUGCUCGGCCAUUUGGUGGUCAAUCGCUACUUCAAAAAAUGUUCUCACAAUCGCUCACAGAGGACAUUCGUCUGAUAGCUGAAGACAUUCAAACCGUAAUGGACAAGGUCGACGACCCUGUUUUGUGUCAAAAGAUACAGCAGUACACUGAUGCACCUUACGACAUUCAGGAGCUCUUCCGAAAAGAUGCCGCCAUGGAAGGUGUCGAUUUGCUCGUUGUCAUCCUUCGCUCACCUGAUAUGCCCACGUUAUCCAGACCACAACUUCAAAGAGCAUAUCGAGCGUCUAGGGCUUGGAAGUCGUACAAGCUGGCUCAGGCGGAAUUGGAUGAUUCAGACGAUGAUUUGGGACCGGAAGAUGAGGACGCAUGGUUGUUCGAGGAUCUGAUGACACUGUUGAGAUUAUGUAUGCGUAAGAGGGAGAAAGAGCAAUUGUUGGCGUUGAUAUUCGAGGGAACCACUGCGGAACUGCUCAAAGACAUCAUUACUAUCUUCUACACACCCCUGGCACAAGUUUAUAAAGCGGCCUCCAUCGCUGAUUCUCUGAGCGAUCUUCAGAGUUUCUUGAAUGAUAUGAUCCGUACCGUCGAACAAGUGGAAGAAUUAUCUCAAGAAGACCCUCAACGAACGGUUCAAACCUUUAUCGACCUCGUACAACGACACGAACAAUCAUUCUACACCUUUGUACACAAUGUGCAUUCAAAAGGACAAGGCUUGUUCGAUUCCUUAAUGUCAUGGAUCGAGCUGUUCCUCAAUUACGCUCGCGAUGGUCUUCCUCAACCGAUCGAUUUGGAAAUCAUCUUACCUCAUGGGGGGGAUACACGAAGGGUAAUUAUGGAUGAAGUUGACGCCGUCGCUCAGUAUCAUUACAAACUUAAAAUUGCUCAUGAAGAAAAAGUUCGAAGACGAUUCCAACGAAGUGAAGGUCAAACGGAUGAAGAAGCAGCUUUGAUUGAUAGUGUCAUGGUCAGCCUCAAUAUCAGUGAGACAGCAGUAGGAGAUGCAGGGGAGAUAGCGGAUGAAGAAGAAAGUGAUGAUAGUGAUUUAGAUCAAGGGGAUGAUACUCAAAGUGAAACAAGUUCUUUAUCUCAUAAAUUUGAACAAGUUAAACUUUCAAAUCCUCCUCCUCCGAUCAACCAAAUUCAUAUCAGAAGGAAGAUUACGCAGGAAGGAAAGGAAUUACCUCCUACUCCUUCAACGGCAAGAGGGCAUGGUCAUGGUCAUAGUCCUGUACAACCCACUGGACAAACGCAACGGAAGAAGGGGAGAAAAAGGAGGACUCCAGUUGAGACUUUGCAACCUCCUGAGACCAAAGCGGUGGAAGAAUUGCGACCUUUAUUUGUGGAAGUGGUACGU